Molecule: messenger RNA, 1264 nt
Organism: Zingiber officinale
Lineage: Eukaryota; Viridiplantae; Streptophyta; Magnoliopsida; Zingiberales; Zingiberaceae
Product: bidirectional sugar transporter SWEET14-like
Exons: 6
Coding region: 153-1007 (284 amino acids)
Biological process (GO): carbohydrate transport
Cellular component (GO): membrane
Molecular function (GO): sugar transmembrane transporter activity
Source: RefSeq, a predicted model, not a curated record
UAGCAGUUGUGAGAAGUGAGAUCAAGGCUGAUCUAGUUCUCUCAUCCUUUAGUUUUUUUCUUUGAGAAGUGAGAGAGAGAGAGAGAGAGAUUGGUCUUGGAUCAAAUUUUUUAGAGAUUCACUUCUUCUUCUUUGACAGACAAAUUAAAGUCAUGGCCGGCCUGUCCCUGCAACACCCCUUGCCAUUUGCCUUUGGCAUCCUAGGCAACAUUAUCUCCUUCAUGGUUUUUCUUGCCCCAAUCCCAACAUUUUAUCGAAUUUACCGAAAGAAAUCAACAGAGGGGUUCCACUCGGUGCCAUACGUGGUUUCAUUAUUCAGCUGCAUGUUGUGGAUCUACUACGCCUUUGUCAAGACUGAUUCCCUCCUCCUCAUCACCAUUAACUCCUUCGGUCUGUUCAUCGAGACUACCUACAUCACCAUCUACCUCAUCUAUGCCCCCAAGAAAGCUAGGGUAUUUUGCAUCCAAAUAUUCCUGCUUUUGGAUGUGCUAGGCUUCGCUGGGAUAGUUCUUUUAACUCAACUGCUAACUAGUGGCUCCAAGCGUGUGGUUUUACUUGGUUGGAUCUGUGUUGGCUUCUCUGUUAGUGUUUUUGCUGCUCCACUUAGCGUCAUUAGGGUCGUCAUACGCACCAAGAGCGUAGAGUUCAUGCCAUUCUUUCUCUCAUUCUUCCUCACUUUGAGCGCAAUUGCUUGGUUCGGAUAUGGCCUGUUUACCAAGGACAUCUAUGUUCAGCUUCCCAAUGUGCUAGGAUUCUUGUUUGGAGUCGCACAAAUGUUGCUCUACGUAGUGUACAAGAAGAAGAAGAAUGUCGUCGUGGAGCCAACCGUGCCCGAGCACAUAGUGAAGAUAAUGGAACUCACUGCCGCUCCUCCUUCAGAGUUGCUACAAUCGACUGCACUCUGCAACUUAAAGAAAGUGGACGAAAACACUGAAGGAGGCUUGGACAAGGCAAAGGGGCCCAUAGGCGAGGGCUUUGAGAUCAUCCCAAUCAUCACAGUCUCUUGACCCUUGUGGAGCUGAUCGCACAAGAUAAUUAACAUCAUUAUAUGAUUAGAUAUGAAUCAUGACUUACUUCCACUACAUGUUUCCUUUUACCAAUUUCCAUGUCAUAGGGUUUAAAUUAGUUCCAUGCUAGCAAUCUACCAUAGGAUUAUGCAUGCAUGCAUCUACCCCUCUAUUUGUAUGCCCAAAAGAACAAAAAAAGUGUGCAAGUGUAUGCUUAGUUUUCGCAUUAAUAAAGGUUAUCUUAGCUUCCUUUUCUC